This is a messenger RNA of Epinephelus moara (kelp grouper), 8564 nucleotides long. RefSeq names its product scribble planar cell polarity protein (gene scrib). Gene Ontology annotation, molecular function: protein binding. The transcript has 45 exons. Gene Ontology annotation, biological process: neurotransmitter receptor transport postsynaptic membrane to endosome; neurotransmitter receptor transport, endosome to postsynaptic membrane. Gene Ontology annotation, cellular component: adherens junction; postsynaptic membrane; postsynaptic density. The record is from RefSeq and is a predicted model, not a curated record. The coding region runs from base 891 to 6584 and encodes 1897 amino acids. NCBI's taxonomy places the organism in Eukaryota, Metazoa, Chordata, Actinopteri, Perciformes, Serranidae.
CCUCGGCUCAACAAGGGGAGGGAUGCGCGGCUGUUGCUGAAGCUCCUGCUCGCGCUGCUGGCAUUUUACCUACGUCGCAUUCACACCGCGGUCACCGGGCAGCUUCUUUGACGUCUUCUGGGAUGUUGCUACUACACAGAGUCGUCCGGUUAAGAAGGUGUUUAACGUAACGUUCGUUAUACUAGUGUUAGCUAACUGCAGCUAGUCACAAAGACGUUCACUCAGCUACUAGCCCGUGUUAGCUAACGGUAACUAGCCUGCUAACAACACAGCCGGUGAGGACGAGCACAUCCUUGCGCAGCCAUACUCGGGUUAAUCUCUGCCGCCUCGCUCCGUGUGUUAUGUUGGCUGCUUUGAGGUAAUGUUUUACCUGUAACCUAAGUCGAGUGGGUGUAUUAUCAGUCACCACUCAUGACUGGGACACUUGAAGCAACGUUUCUGCAUCGCUGGGUCGUUGGCUGCAUGUUUUUCAGCUAGCCGCGGCGGAGCUUCGGUCUCAUUCAGGGAUGUGGCGGUAGCACAACAAGCUAACUCCCGUCUCUGUGAAGAAGUGAGUGCAAGAAGUGAGGAAACACUUAAGCCAAGUGGGAGUUCUCGUUUUUUGGUGUAUGCUAGUUGUAAGUGAGGAGCGGAUGACACGAGGACGAACGUGACAAUCCGUGAAAGCCAUCUGAACUGAAACUGGGAAUAUCGCUAACAGAUCGAAGGGAUUAUUUUUGUGUCUCUAAGUGGAUUUCGGCCUCCUGCUCAAGAUCGUCGUGGGGACACAGUGAGUGUUUUGACAUUGAGUGAGCCCACUCCCACAAAACAUCCUCUCUCCCGCCGACCUUCACCCUCCGAUGCGGAGAUUUCAGUAGCACCGGCAACCCAAUCCCCCACGGCGGCCGGACAUGCUGAAGUGUAUCCCCCUGUGGCGCUGCAACCGCCACGUCGAGUCGGUGGACAAGCGACAUUGCAACUUGCAGACAGUCCCCGAUGAGGUGUUCCGCUACAGUCGCAGCCUGGAGGAGCUGCUCCUCGAUGCCAACCAACUCAAAGAGCUACCAAAGCCUUUUUUCAGACUACUGAACUUACGGAAGCUCGGCCUGAGUGACAAUGAGAUCCAGAGACUUCCUCCUGAGGUGGCCAACUUCAUGCAGCUGGUGGAGCUGGACAUCUCCAGAAAUGACAUUCCUGAGAUCCCCGAGAGCAUUAAGUUUUGCAGGGCCUUGGAGAUCGCAGACUUCAGUGGAAACCCCCUGUCCAGAUUGCCGGAUGGUUUCACUCAACUCCGAGCACUGGCUCACUUGGCGCUCAACGACGUGUCAUUGCAGACGUUGCCCAACGACAUUGGAAACCUGGCCAACCUGGUGACACUGGAGCUCAGGGAGAACCUGCUGAAGUCUCUACCUACGUCGCUCUCUUUCCUGGUGAAACUGGAACAGCUGGACCUGGGCAGCAAUGAACUGGAAGUUUUGCCGGACACCCUCGGUGCUCUCCCCAAUCUAAGGGAGCUAUGGCUGGACCGUAACCAGUUGUCCUCAUUACCACCAGAGCUUGGGAACCUCCGGAGACUGGUGUGUCUGGAUGUGUCAGAGAAUCGUCUGGAGGAGCUCCCCUCAGAGCUCAACGGCCUCCUGGCUCUCACUGACCUGCUGCUCACACAGAACCUGCUGGAGGUCGUGCCAGACAGCAUAGGUUGCCUGAAACAGCUGUCCAUCCUAAAGGUGGACCAGAACAGACUGACCCACCUGACUGAUUCAAUAGGAGAGUGUGAAAACCUCACAGAACUCGUCUUGACAGAGAACCUUUUACAGUCACUUCCUCGCUCGCUGGGCAAGCUGAAGAAGCUGACCAACCUGAAUGUAGACCGUAACCGUUUGGGCAGCGUGCCCAAAGAGCUGGGCGGCUGUGCCAGCCUCAACGUUCUCUCACUGAGAGACAAUCGCCUGGGCAAGCUGCCUGCUGAGCUUGCAGAUGCCACUGAGCUGCAUGUGCUGGAUGUGGCUGGAAACAGAUUACAAAACCUGCCUUUUGCCCUAACAAACCUCAACCUGAAGGCCAUGUGGCUUGCAGAGAACCAGUCACAGCCAAUGCUCAAGUUCCAGACAGAGGACGAUGAGCGCACGGGAGAGAAGGUGCUGACCUGCUAUUUACUACCCCAGCAGCCUUCCCCGAGCCUUGAGAACCUGCUGCAAAACAGUGUAGAUGACAGCUGGACGGACAGCAACCUGAAUCGAGUGUCAGUCAUCCAGUUCCAGGAAGAGACCAAGGCUGAGGACGAGGAUGAUGAGGCUGCUGCAGAGCGCAGAGGCCUUCAGCGCAGAGCCACGCCGCACCCUAGUGAGCUGAAGGUGAUGAAGAAGGUGAUCGAGGAGAGGAGGAAUGAAGCUUACACAUCCAGACCUGAUGGAGAAGAAGAGUCCCCUGAUCCACAGGAGAAACGGCUCAGUGACCUCUCCAAUCAGAGUCACGACUCUCAGGUGUCCAAUAGCACACUGUCAGCCACCUCCCAUGAGGACAGACAAAAUGUGACCGUGGCCUCGCAAAGGGAAGACCUUGUAGACGGCCACUCCCCUCAGGAUGAGGAAGAGCUGGAUGAGAUGGAGGUGGAGUACAUUGAGCCCACGGUGCACUUUGCAGAGGAGCCCAUCAUCCGUGGUUUGGAGGAAGACGAAGACGAGGAUGGGGAAGAUGGCGAGAGGAGUGACGAGGAGGAGAGGCCGGCUCUCCCCGCAGAGAAGCAGCGUCUGAUCAGAAAGGACACGCCACACUACAAGAAGCACUUCAAAAUCACCAAGCUGCCCAAGCCCGAGGCGGUGGCUGCGCUGCUGCAGGGCUUCAGUCCUGACGGCCUGAACUCUUCGACACAAGCUGAUGAGGACGAGCAGGACGAAGAGGACGAGCAAAAUAUACACACCCCUCAGCACCAUCACAGAAUGGAGGAGCUUGACGACAGCCGGCUCCAGGUCAACUCCAGUCAAGUAAAGGGGGUGUCAUUUGAUCAAGUCAAUAAUCUGCUGAUUGAACCUGCUCGAAUUGAGGAGGAAGAGCACACGCUGACCAUAAUGCGACAAACAGGCGGACUGGGUAUCAGCAUAGCUGGAGGGAAAGGAUCUACACCUUACAAGGGGGAUGACGAGGGAAUCUUCAUCUCCAGAGUAUCUGAAGAGGGUCCUGCAGCCAGAGCAGGAGUUAAAGUAGGAGACAAACUCCUGGAGGUGAACGGAGUGGACCUCCAUGAAGCAGAACAUCACACAGCAGUUGAAGCUCUGCGUAGCUCCGGUGCUACGGUUUCCAUGUCGGUGCUACGAGAGCGUAUGGUGGAGCCAGAGAACGCCAUCACUACCACGCCGCUGAGGCCAGAGGACGACUACUUCCCACGGGAGAGACGGAGCAGUGGCAUCGCCUUCAACUCAGAGUCGACUCCCAGCGGACCUCGACAGCGGCUAUCCACCUGCCUGAUCCGAAACGACAAGGGGCUGGGAUUCAGCAUCGCAGGGGGCAAAGGCUCAACGCCCUACCGCACAGCAGACACGGGAAUCUACAUCUCUCGCAUCGCAGAAGGGGGAGCGGCACACAGAGACAACAUACUGCAUGUAGGCGACAGGGUGAUCUCUAUCAAUGGUGUAGACAUGACAGAGGCCAGGCAUGACCAGGCAGUAGCGCUCCUUACCGGCACCUCCCCCACCAUCGCCCUCCUAGUGGAGCGAGACCUGAGUGCACCAGGGGGCUCUCCAGGUCAAUCCCGGGCGCGAGCCCACUCCCCUCCACCCCCAGAGCCCUCAGAUUCACCAGACCAGGAGGAGGACAGCCUCACCCUUCAUGGGAACAACCUAAGCCGCAUGGAGGACGAGUAUCCAAUCGAGGAAGUGACCCUGGUGAAGUCAGGUGGCCCUCUAGGCCUGAGCAUCGUGGGCGGCAGCGAUCAUGCCAGCCAUCCGUUCGGCAUCAAUGAACCUGGAGUGUUCAUCUCAAAGGUGAUCCCUCAUGGUCUAGCAUGUCAAAGUGGACUGCGUGUCGGCGACCGAAUAUUAGAAGUGAACGCCAUCGACCUGCGUCAUGCCACACACCAGGAGGCUGUGCGAGCCCUGCUAGCCAACAAGCAGGAGAUCCGUAUGUUAGUGCGGAGGGACCCUUCACCGCCUGGGAUGCAGGAAAUUAUGAUCCAGAAGCAGCCAGGGGAGAAGCUUGGCAUCAGUAUUCGUGGAGGGGCCAAGGGUCAUGCAGGAAACCCCUUCGACCCCACAGAUGAAGGCAUCUUCAUCUCUAAGGUGAGUUCGACUGGUGCCGCAGCAAGAGACAGCCGGCUGAAGGUUGGCAUGCGUAUCCUGGAGGUGAACAACCACAGCCUGCUGGGGAUGACGCAUACAGAGGCUGUGCGAGUGCUCCGAGCUGUGGGAGACUCUCUGGUCCUGCUGAUGUGUGAUGGCUUCGACCCACAAAACGUGGCUGCAGUGGAGGCGUCUCCUGGCAUCAUUGCCAACCCAUUUGCAACUGGCAUCGUCCGUAAGAACAGUAUGGAGAGCAUCUCUUCUAUAGACCGAGACCUGAGCCCAGAGGAGAUUGACAUCAUGCAGAAGGAGUCUGAGAUGGUGAGAGAGACAUCACAGUGGGAGCGAGAAGAGAUGGAGAAAGUGGAGCGUAUGCGCUUGGAGCGUGAGGAGGCAACUCGCCUGCUAGAAGAGGAGACUGAGAACAUUGGCACUGGACCUCUAAAACUUGACUACAAAACCCUGGCGGCUCUGCCCACCACCAGUCUGCAGAAGCUCAACAGGGCGCCUCCUUCUGAUUUCACCAGGACAGAGAGUCCAAUCAGGGAAGCACCCUACUCUCCCACAAUCCAACCGGCAAACAUUCAUUUCUCCUCCACUCCUACUGCCAUCGACAACACUUCAUCAUCAACACGACCGGGUGCCAUCCAGCCAGUCGGGCGCAUGCGGCAGAGUCCUUCCCCCGCCACUCCGGAUGGCCACAGUCCUAACCCCUUCCAGCAUGGCCCCUCCCCCUUCAACUCCCAGACCUCUCCUCGCGCCCCCUCCCCUACCUCGCCCGAUGAGUUCCCCAUGAAUGUCAAGCAGGCAUACAAGGCAUUUGCCGCCGUGCCUCGCUCACUGGCAGUGCUGGAGCCGCCGCAGGACCUGUAUGGUGUGAGGAACAAUUUCCACCCAAAGCAACCUUCACCAGAGCCUGAGUUGAACAACGAGGUGUUUGAAGAUGACACAGACGGUCAGGAGGGAGCAGGUAGGGGUCUGAGUGGCAACGUCUCCCCCCGGCCCUCCCUCACAUCUGACCGUCGGGAGUAUAUGAACCUGGCAGCAGUGCCUCGCUACUCCAGGCCUUCCUGGGAACUGCAGAGUCCCUCCCCUGGUGGUAAGGACAGCCCAGAGCAGCGCUCUUUCAGGGACAGACAGAAGUAUUUUGAGAUUGACGUGAAGCAGCAGACACCAGAGAAACCCAAACCUCGAGUGUCUCUUGUUGGAGAAGAUGACCUCAAGAAAAUGAGGGAGGAGGAAGAGAGGAAGUUUGAGCAGCGAGCACGGGAGUACCUACUGGAUGAAGACGAUGAAGAUGAGGAGGAGGACCUGGCUAAGCAGGUGGCACAGAUGAAGGCCACUGGCAAAGUGUUGCUGGAUGGAGUGGAGUACAACGUGGAGCCAGCAUCAGCCCCAUCCAGGCACUGCGCCACACCACCAAACUACAACGUCACACCACCCAGCUACUGUGGCAGCUCAGGGCCUUCAUCUGUUGAUGGUAAGGGAGAGUCUCAGAGGAACUCACUGGAGGACAGCUUCAGGCUCGAGCAGAGGCCCAACUCCAUGACUGGUCUGAUUCCAGCUUACUCCGGCGAUUCGGCGGCUCCCAUCCGCACAGCCAAAGCAGAGCGCCGACAUCAAGAGAGGCUCCGAAUGCAGAGCCCUGAGCUGGCUGUGGCCCCCGACAAGGACCUGUCCCCUGCUGAGAAACGAGCUCUGGAGGCUGAGAAGAGAGCCAUGUGGAGGGCAGCACGGCCCUGUGGCCUAGAGGAGGAUGUUAGGCAGUAUGAGCAGGACCUGGCUAAGAGGCUCUACCAGGCCAGAGUGAGGGCAUCUCAGGGCACGGCCGAGGCCCCCCAGCCCCCCACCUCUUCCUCUGCCUCCUCCGCAGCCUCCCAGCUCAGAAUGAAGUCUCUGGAGCAGGACGCACUGAAAGCACAGAUGGUCAUCGCCAAGUCUCGGGACGGGAAGAAGCGUGGCACGCUAGAUCAGCUGACGGAGUCGCCCUCCCCCGCCCCUACACCAUCUCCCACACCUAUGGAAGAACUCAGUCCUCGAGGAGUAACCUCUCCGGGCCGGCUGUCCCUGUCGUCAAAGAAGUUUGACUACCGACAGUUUGCUGCCAUUCCUUCUUCCAAACCCGUAUACGACAUCCAGUCCCCCGACACAGCCGAUGACCUGCAGUUCAUCGACGACGGCUCCAGCAACCCAGUGCUCACUGCAAGCCCUGAGGCCGAGGUACCCAACCCGCUGCCUGCCACCUCAGCCCUGGAGGAGAUGGCCCUGUACAGCAACAAACGCAAACUGAGGCAGGGCCGCCGCAGCCUGGAAACCGCUGUGCCCACGUAACACCUUGCAGUGAGAGAAGAAAGCCGAAGACAUCAUGCAAACACUCAUACAUUUACAUAGACUGUGGAACACUGGUAACACACAAGUGCAUCCGCAGGACGUGCAAAGUCACUAAACACUACACAGUGUCAGUAGAGCAGGAUUUACUCUCCCAUAUAUAACCACUGCAGAGACUACGGCGCUGAUAGUCACCACACGUACACACUCACUUAUAUCCUGCGUGCCAGUCUUGCCUAUACAGUCUGUGGAUGAGUUGGCAAGUUGCUCAACAGUCCCUCAGCGGCAAGAAAGAGCUAGUGUGGUUAGCUAGGAUUGCUACUUACAAACCAUUCUUUGUUUUGUUAUUGUUCGCUCGGUUUACCAAGUAGAAGCUGAUCUAUUUUAAAAAGCAGGUGACCGAAGCUUUUAGUUUUUUUAUUUUUCGCACCUCCAAUGAUUUUGCUGUUUUAAAAAAAACAUACUGGAAGAGAAAAGAAAUGGGUCAUAGCUAUACUAACUUCUUGAAUGAUAUUUUUAGGCUUUCAGUGAAUAGAUUGUAAAAUGUCAGGGGUUUCUUGAGACUUGGGCAGACAGGAGUGUACAUAUUAAAUGAGGAGGGAACAUCCUGCUACCUUCACAGUCACUACUUGUUGAGAGCUUUUAAAAACAUUAGUACAUAUCUUUUUUUGCACUGCCAUUGAUCAGCUUUUUAAGAACAUAUAUCUUAAGUAAUUUAUUGUUUUUAUCUUUUACUCAAAUUGAAGGCCUUCUAUAUUUUACACUGUUUUAACUCCUCUGGUCCUUUUGGGCACAAAAAGCAUGACCGAUGCUUGUCAUAAUUUAUCUUUAGUAAAUCUAAAAUAUAUUGUGGGUCACGAAGUCAAAGCUUUCAAUUAUUGAAUUUCAUAUCAUUUAACCUACUUUAUAUAAACAUGAAUUCUCCAGGCGUUUGCAGAGAGACGCAUAUCUACAACAUUAGAUUGCUUGGACAAAGUAUAGCUGUUGCAUAUCCAUGUGUCACCACCUGUGAGUGAUGUGUUACAUUCCCCUUGUAGAGAAUAUGACUACACUGGAGGCAGCAGCAUUGAGUAGGCAUUUUUACAAAUAGAUCACAUCAUCAAAUUUAUGGAGACAUGCAUUCUUAGCGUCAUUUAUUAAUUAACGGUACUCAUCUUGCCCGGUUUAGGGUUUUUUAUUUUUUACUUUUAUCAAUGUGAAUCAUUCAUUCUAUCCUUGAACUAUCUGGAGGUAUUCCAGAGUGACGUGAAGGUAGCAGGUGUUUUAUUUUUCUGUCUAUGGUUAAUUUAAAUCUGACGCCACUGAAAAAUCGUUAAUUAUUGUGUGAAUAAUGUACAAAUACUGAAAGGAAAGCAAACUUUGGGUCUGAAACUGAGCCAGUCUUGACCUAGACCAAGCGAGAGUCUGGACUGCUGAUGCAUCUGGGUUUGGACGGGCUUGGUAUCGGGAUGCUCUCUGCAUGUAUAUUGGUUUGUUAAUGGGAGAGCCGCGAGAGGCAGAACCGAUUUAGAAAUCCCUCUCAAGACAUUGUUCUCUUUCAGUUCAAUGCUCGACAUACUGUCAGUUUAUGUAUCUGAUGGGUAUUUUUGCAGAAUCACAGCAUAGUAGCAUUUGUGUUAAUUUAAUGUAGGGUCUUCUAAUGAUAGCUUUCCAUGUUGCUCUCACUGACUGAAAUUCAGUUUGUUUGAUAACAUUUGCAAUGGCUGAUAUCUCCUUUUUUAAACUUAAAGUAGAUCUUUUUUUUUUUUUUCCAGAUGGGUUUCACUACAUUAUUAAUGCAGUGUUUCAAGUUUUUGUUUAUUCUUUUGUCUUGAGUUCUCUUUGGGGGCUUUUACUUGCAAAUAGGUCGGAGGGAAAGGGUCAGAAGUCCUAGGGUCAAGGGUUAGAGCUCAUACAAGACUGUAACUAGUGAAUUUGUACAACCAAAGAAGUCUAUUUUGUGGUUCAGGAAUAAUAAAUUUUACUUUUCAUUUAAGAAGCUGA